Molecule: messenger RNA, 1386 nt
Organism: Haliotis rubra (blacklip abalone)
Lineage: Eukaryota; Metazoa; Mollusca; Gastropoda; Lepetellida; Haliotidae
Product: transcription initiation factor TFIID subunit 11-like
Exons: 4
Coding region: 120-701 (193 amino acids)
Biological process (GO): RNA polymerase II preinitiation complex assembly; transcription initiation at RNA polymerase II promoter
Cellular component (GO): nucleus; transcription factor TFIID complex
Molecular function (GO): protein heterodimerization activity; transcription coactivator activity
Source: RefSeq, a predicted model, not a curated record
AUUACAUCCGGUUCUUCACUUCCGAUUUCCGUAUUUGUCAAUAUUCAGUUCAUACAAGCAGAGAAUGUGAAAGUACUAGCCGUUUAUUUGAAAUAGUGUGAAGUAGUCGCACUUAGAAAAUGGAUCUCGGUAGUCCAGUGAAAAAUGAUGAGAAAGAAAUGAGCUCGCCUCUGAAGAGGAGCCAUGAUGAUAACCCGCAGGACACGGAAAUAUCGCCGGUCAAGUCAUCAGGCGAAACUCCAGAAAAAGAAGGGAAGCAUUCAGAUGGCAGAUUGUCUUCUGAGUCCCCGCCAGAUAAAAAGAGGAAGGUUGAAAAUGAAGAAGAGCAUUCGCAUAACAAGCAAAAAAGGGAAAAGCAAGAGGAAGAAAGAUUGAAAAUGCAGGUGUUGGUGUCCAACUUCUCCGAAGACCAACUGAACCGAUACGAGAUGUACAGGAGAGCUGCUUUCCCUAGAGCAGCAAUAAAAAGGCUGAUGCAGUCUAUCACAGGAUCCUCCGUCUCCCAGAAUGUGGUGAUAGCCAUGUCCGGUAUCGCCAAGGUCUUCGUUGGAGAAGUCGUAGAGUCAGCACUGGAUGUGACAGAGCAGUGGAAUGAUACAGGGCCUCUACAACCCAGACACCUUCGGGAAGCGGUUCGCAGACUUAAAAACACUGGACUUAUUCCUUCAUCGAAGACAAAGAAAGUCUUCUUUCAGCCAUGACUCCUAUAGGAUCUACUGGGUUAAUCUAAUAGGACCAUCAGAGACCAUAAAGCAUAGCUAGGAUGGGAUGUUACUUCCCCCACAACUGGUGUUGAUGUUGCCACAUUUGUGAUGUGUUCUGCGGGAACAUCAUCCUGUGAUGCUAGGGAGAUGUGGCUGAUGCAGGCAUGAACGUGAUUCAGCUGCAGAGACCAGAUGUAGUGGAGGGUGGAACAUCAGUUACGUGAUAAUAAGUAUUCUAGGAUUUCACAAUAUUCAACAUUGAUUCAGAUCUGCAUUCAGAAUCCAAACAGUCAGCUGUGGGGAGUCUUUUAAAGGUAUCUCACCAACCGGCUUUACAGGAAGUCAGGUUAUAAGCCCUGAUGCUGAAUCCAACAGUUUUGAUUGAUAUUUGCAUUUAUUGACAACAUGAAAAUCACACAAGAUUAAUUUGAAAUUUAGACCAUAAAUGAUUUCACUUGCACAGGUCAGCAUGAUCUGUCCUGUAUGCCGAGUAUGUGUGUGUGUGAGAUGGUGAAAGUAGGUCCAGCAGAAUGAUGGUGGAAGCAUACUGUGUACAUGGAUGAGAGUAAGCGGUUGUGUUACUUCAUGCUGUGGACAUGUUGAAAAUAACCAACAUCACUGUGUUGGUGAAUGUCGUCAGGAAACUCUGUUCUUUUGUAAAGAAUAAACGGACUUGAGAUAA